This is a messenger RNA of Daucus carota subsp. sativus, 1686 nucleotides long. Its product is annotated as GEM-like protein 7. The record is from RefSeq and is a predicted model, not a curated record. NCBI's taxonomy places the organism in Eukaryota, Viridiplantae, Streptophyta, Magnoliopsida, Apiales, Apiaceae. The coding region runs from base 72 to 737 and encodes 221 amino acids. The transcript has 3 exons.
CAGAAAACAAGUAAAGAUCAACUAGAGGCUUACAAAGAACCAAGCAAUUUGCAGUUCGUCAAAAUUUAAAAAUGAAGAACCAGAUUCCAGGACAAGUUAUUGGAAUUCCGAUCAGCUCAACAGUAUAUCCAGAUGAGAUGCGUCAGGAAGGGAUUUUAUGUAUCGCUUGCAAUCAAUAUUAUGCAUCUCCAAAAUUUGGACAGAGCACGAUAGAGUUAAUGAAGGAUAGGAUGAACAAACUUGGUGUGAAAGUGGAGAAUUUUGCUCAAGGCAUCCGGGAUCAUGUGAAAAUUGGACCUAAGUUGAGUGAAACAGUGAGGGGAAAGUUAAGGUUGGGAGCUAAAAUUCUCCGAGUAGGGGGUGUCAGGAGAGUGUUCAAACAAAACUUCAGUGUCAGAUCAGGAGAAGAGCUAUUGAAGGCUUCACAAUGCUAUUUAUCCACAACUGCUGGUCCAAUAGCCGGAUUACUAUUUAUCUCAACCGAUAGAAUUGCAUUCUGCAGUGAAAGAUCAAUCAAGGUCUCUACUUCAGCAGGGGGUUUAAUUCGGAUUCAUUACAAGGUUUCAGUUCCUUUGAACAAAAUUAAAACAGCAAAUGAAAGUGAAAAUGUCCAGGAUCCAUCAAUAAAGUACAUUGAUAUAGUUACAGAGGAUGAGUUCGAGUUUUGGUUCAUGGGAUUUCUUAAACAUCAGAGAACUUGCAAUUUUCUUCAGCUAACAAUGUAUGAAUCUCAAUGACCACAACAAGAACGUUCAUUCUUCCCAUGUUUCAUAACAUGUGCUUUAAUGUUAUGGCCAUGGGAUUAGGCCGUAUGUAGAGUCAAAAUAUAUGUACUAAAUGAUAGGGUAUAAUAAGUCACACCCGGGUCCUAUAAAGGAGCCUCUACCCCCGGGUAGCCACCAAUCCUGCAAGACAACACCCAAGCCUGUCAGGACACACGGCCCAGGCAGGAUCUCUUACCCGGGUACAGUGAAGCUUACUGCUCACCCGGGUACACGUGUACCAGCCGACAUUUGCUGCGCAAGGCAAAGACUGACACGAUAAAGACAAAACAUAACGGUCAACUACUGGCGAUAGAGACAAGCCAGGGAACAUUCCAAAACACUACUCCUACGCUGACACCUGGACACGUGUAGGGGAUCAAACCCCUACACGUGUAGGACCAGGAUCCAGGUACGCAUCCUUGAACCCUAAUCCUUGGCCUAUAAAUAGACCAAGGAUCAAGAGUUUAAGGGGACUUCACUCUCUACACUCACAUUUCACACACACUUGUGCACUCAGUAAAAAUACAAACACACAGCCACCAUACAGCCAUCAUACAGCCACCACACGCCACCUUCACCCACCACGUGUAGAUAGCUUAUUUCCUGUCCAUCUAUUCCGAUACCUGCACUCAUUCUCACGCCGGAGGCGCCGCGGGGCUCAAACCCCCCUCCGGUGUUGUUUUGCAGACACCCACCAGCAGCUACACCGCAAGACACCAGUGCACGGCGGAGGAGCUACCGGAACGGGAUGUGGAGUUAUCACUAAAUAUUCAUUUUUCUUAAUGAAAAUCCAUCUGAUUCAAAAUUCGUGCAAUAGCACUGGUGCAUACUAUUUUGAUGUCUCGUCUUUCUUGUUCGUCUUGUAUAUAUUAUUCCAAAGGUUAAAUACAUGUCGUCUUGUAUAAAUUUGAAAUUCCGAAGG